Molecule: messenger RNA, 5091 nt
Organism: Schistocerca gregaria
Lineage: Eukaryota; Metazoa; Arthropoda; Insecta; Orthoptera; Acrididae
Product: glycogen debranching enzyme-like
Exons: 2
Coding region: 48-5036 (1662 amino acids)
Biological process (GO): glycogen catabolic process
Molecular function (GO): 4-alpha-glucanotransferase activity; amylo-alpha-1,6-glucosidase activity
Source: RefSeq, a predicted model, not a curated record
CAAAUUUUUUCAACAAUUAACUGAAACCUUCUAAUUGUUACAAUACUAUGGAAUUGGCUAAUAACAAACGCACUAUGUGCGUAGAAAUUAAUUUGAACAGGAUGGGAGAUCCUGAAAAUUUUAAAACUGGAAUCUUUUGUCAGCCUGGCACAUUGUUGUCUAUAGUGCUGAAAGCUUCUUAUGCUAUUUGUCUCUAUAAUCCUACUUUGUGGACAAACUAUCCUGAGAGAGAAGAUGCUCCAUUCGAAGCAGACAAGUUUAGACCAAUUCCUAGUGCACCCUAUACUGGAAAGGACUGUUGGAGAGCCGAAUUACUGGUUAGACGUUAUGGAUCAUAUAAGUAUUACUUACAUAUAAGUGAGGAACACGAUGAACAUCACUGCGAUAUGGGCUAUUUUGUAGUGAUUCCACAGCUUAGACUCAAUGAUAAACCUUUGAACUUAGGGUCUAUUUGUUUUUUGACCAUGCUUUCUCAUUGUUUAGGAAAAAUAGAUGCAUGGGAGCAGCACUUUAGACAUGCUGCAAAAUGCAAAUACAAUGCCAUUCAUUUCACUCCUCUUAGCCAGAGCGGCCAGAGUGGUUCUCCAUAUUCAAUCAAGGAUCAACUUCAAUUUUCAGACAUUUUUUUCUCUAAGCCUUAUCCAGCAGCUGAAAAAGAGCGUUUAAUCUCUAAAACAGUCCAGACUAUGUCAAAAAAAUACAACCUUUUUCCAUUAACUGAUAUUGUGUGGAAUCACACUGCAUUCGACUCAGAUUGGCUCUUAGAGCACCCAGAAGCGACUUAUAACACGGACAAUUGUAGCUAUUUAAAGCCUGCUUUAGAUCUCGACAGGGCCCUUGUUUCGUUUUCUGAUCGAAUCGGGAGAGGAGAGUAUGCGAACAGAGGCUUGUCUGAUAUACGAAACGGUCAAGAUGUAGACACUGCUAUUUAUAUUUUGAGGUCAGAAAUUAUUCCUUCAUUGAAACUUUGGGAAUAUUUUGUUAUCAAUGUCGAAAAAUCCGUUAAGGAGUUUGAAACGGCACUCAAGUCAUCAACCAGCUUAUUGGAGCCCAGUUGCAUUUAUUACGGUAAAGAAGUUGAAGUUUUAAAAAGCCAGGGUACUCGUCGAUUGCCGGGAGGAGGGCGUUGGUGUUAUACUGUAGACAUUGCAUGGGCACUUAAACUUUUUGCCCCUUCCAAAUCAUCUAUGUCCGACAAGAAUAUUAUUACUCAAAAGAUGCAAGAUUACCAAAAUGUGUUGGAUAAAAUCAAUAUGCCUAUUUACGAAAAAUUAAACAAGAACAUUGAGAUUGCUAUUGAACACAUUCGAAACCGAAUAUUUUAUUUAAGAUUGAGCACCAACAAGCCAUUUCGAACGGAAAUUUCGGAAAAGUGUCCCUUGAUUGAAACCUAUUUUACUCCACUAAAGUUGAAGUCUGGAAGUACUAUUUGGGCUGCUCACAAUGGAUGGAUUUGGGGUGGCCAACUAAGUCCAUCAGAUAUGGAACAUCCGCUUAAUAAUCCUUAUUUCACUCGAACCAUCAUUGUUUGGGAAGACCUGGUGAAGCUGAGAUAUGGAAAAAAGCCCGAAGAUUCGCCUUGGUUAUGGAAGUAUAUUGAAAAAUACACAAUAAUGCACGCUAAAAUUUUUUCAGGAUUUAGGAUUGAUAACGCCCAUAACACUCCCUUGCAUGUGGCUGAGCAUUUCCUUAAUGUUGCUCGUUCUGUUAGGCCAGACCUCUAUGUCACGGCCGAGCUUUUUACGGGAAAUGAAAAAAUAGAUCAAUUAUAUGUGUCUAGACUAGGUCUCAAUUCGCUCAUACGAGAGUCAAUGCAAUCAUCUACGUCUUUUGACUUGGGAAGGCAACUUCAUCGAUACGGUGGUGAAACCGUCGGAAGUUUUGAUCUGUACUAUUUUACAUCUUAUUACACCAGCUCAUUUGAAUUGGAUGUUGGCUUUGUUGAAGCAUCUCCAAAAGUUCCACCUGCUUUGUUUUAUGAUUUUACGCACGAUAAUGAAACAAUUCAUAUGAAGCGUACACCGAUGGAUGCAUUGUCUAAUUCUGCGCUGACGUGGAUGACAUCUGGGCCUGUUGGUACAACAUCAGGGUAUGAUUUUUUGGUUCCUAAGCCUAUACCAAUUAAUGAGACCAAGCUCUAUCCAUCUUUUCCGGAGGAUUGUUGGUUCGGAAUUAUGUAUGCUCGAAAAAUAAUUAAUGAGCUUCACCAGCGUCUAGCGAAUGAAGGUUUUACUGAAAUUUACAUCCAUCAAACAGGAGAGCUUAUGCAAAUUUUGAGGCAUAAUCCGAAUACACAUCAGAGCGUUUAUUGCUUUGCUCACUGUGCCUUCUAUCCUUCAAGCAAUUCGCAGCCUCCAGAUUCUACGAUCGAUGGAGUCUUAGAAAAAUAUAUCAUGUGCGCGACCCUUUGCUUUGAUUCAGAAGGAGAAGAUUGCCCGCACAAAUUCGUAAAAGACUCAGCCAAAAAAGCAGGAUCGGGUUCGAAGAUGCCUCAAUCUUGGAAGUAUUCAGAGGUUAAGACUAAGUUUAAGAUACCGGAUGACUGUAUAUCUGGUCAGGAAGUGAAUUUACUAGUUUAUGAUGAAGAAGUGUUUGACAACAUUUUUAAAUUGUCUACUUUUGAAAACGCGCUAGGUGAACACCAGAAUUUGAUUUCUUGGAAAAAUUUUGGGGUGGGCAGUGUUCUUAUUGUAGAGACACGGUUGUCAGACGCUGCUCGAUAUGCACACAGGCGGUUGAAGGAGCUUGAAACAUUAGAAUCUACUGUAGAAUUAGAGAAGAUCAUAGGUUCGAUCCCUCUCUUGGAUGCUACCUAUUUGCUGUAUAACUGCGAUCAAGAAGAAAGGAGCUAUUCAGGUAACGCUCGUGGCGUUUACAAUGUUCCGGGAUUUGGAAAUCUCGUUUAUGCAGGGAUACAAGGGUUCCAAUCGAUUUUGAAGAGCAUUCGUAAGAGCAACGAUUUGGGUCACCCGCUCUGCCAAAAUUUGAGAGAGGGUAACUGGGCUAUGCACUACAUUGUUGAUAGACUUUUCCGCGGACCCAGAUCAUUGGUGUCUAUUGCGCAAUGGUUUGAGAAGCAUUUUCGCUUUGUACAGGCAUUGCCUCGUUUUCUCAUUCCCAAGUAUUUUGACCGUGUUAUCACGAAAGUUUGCUUGAUGUCAAAGCACCACUUUACGAAUGUCUUUGCGAAGAAUGCUCAUGAAAUGUGUGGAAAGUUUAUAGAAAACGGUGACGUCGCGGUUUCUAAUCUCUGUCUUUGCAGUAUACAGCUUGUCAAUCAAGUUCCGGACGUAUAUCUUAUAUCUCCGCAUAUAUUGGAUUCGCCCCAGUUCAAGUUAACAAUGGCAGCAGGUCUUCCGCACUUCUCGGUGGGAUACAUGAGAUGUUGGGGAAGGGACAUAUUUAUAUCUUUGAGGGGGUUAUUGCUAUUUACAGGGAGAUAUGAUGAGGCUCGACAAAUUUUGAUUGCAUUUGCGGCCAAUUUGAGGCACGGUCUCAUACCAAACUUGAUAGAUGGAAGUAACAAUCCAAGAUACAAUAGUCGUGACGCCACAUGGUGGUUCAUGGAGGCGUUGCAGGCGUAUUGCUUGAUCUCGCCAGAGGGACAUAGUUUUUUGAACAAAAAGGAAGUGCCGCGUCUUUACCCGUCAGACGAUUCUGUAGUGUCAUUUGACCGUUCAGUUGAGUAUGUGACGAUGGCGAGUAUUGUUCAAGAGAUUAUGGAGCGACACGCUAAAGGAAUACAUUUCAGGGAGCGGAAUGCCGGACAGGCGAUCGACGCGGUCAUGCAGGAUCGUGGGUUUAAUAUUGACAUUUCACUCGAUCCCAAAACUGGGUUCAUUUUUGGUGGAAACGAAUUCAAUUGUGGGACGUGGAUGGACAAGAUGGGAUCCAAUCACCAAGCACACAAUUUUGGUAUCCCAGCAACCCCUAGAGACGGAGCGGCAGUUGAAAUUAUUGCAUUGCUUAAGUCAGCUGUAGGUUGGCUGUCCUCGAUAUGUGCAUCGGGCAUUAAACGUCAGAAGCAACAAAAGAGUUCGUCUAAAGGGAAUUCAAGUGCAAAAUCUCAUGAGUCUAAAGAAGAUAAAAAAGAGGUGAAGGAGCAAUCGAAGCUGGCUAAAGAUGACUGUUUGUCGGACAUUUCGUAUGAUCAAAAUAUGACCGAUACGAGUAAUUCGAUCACUUCGAAGCUACCGCCAUUUUUUGAGCGGAAAAAAUCUGAUAUAACCUGUUCGUUGCCUGAUUUCUGCUCCAAGAAGGUAAAAGUAGAGGUGAGCUAUUCAAAGGAUCGCUUCAAGAUAAAUAUCGAAAGAGAUGCCGAUGCAUUUCCAUGGGAAGGUGUGACCUUUGAGCAGGAAGAUGGGAGUACCAAACACCUUAGCUAUGCCGAAUGGAAUGAGCUCAUACAAAAAAAUUUCGAACAUCACUUUUACAUUCCAGCGAACAGCAGUCAGGAUUCUCAAUAUGAAAUCAAUUCUCGGUAUGUUAAUCGAAGAGGCAUUUAUAAAGAUUCCUACAAGAGUUACCAUAGAUGGACAGAUUAUCAGUUACGACCGAACUUUUGCGUGGCUAUGGUCAUUGCACCGGAGCUGUUCAGUCCUCAAGAAGCGUACAGUGCUCUUUGUGUGGUAGAAAGACACCUGUUAGGUCCAUUAGGCAUGAAAACAUUGGAUCCAGGAGAUCGUCAAUAUCACCCUAACUAUGAUCCUGCAUCAAGAAACACCUGUGACUAUUUUACCGAGUCAGGUUUUAACUAUCAUCUGGGUCCAGAAUGGGUUUGGCCUUUUGGAUAUUACAUGAGGGCAAGGCUGCAAUUUCGGUUGAAAUCAGAUGUAAGUAUUUUGAAUCGUGUUCAACGACUCUUGUCUCCUCACAGAGACAUGCUUUUGUCGAGUUGGGAGGGAUUACCAGAGCUCACGAAUCAAAAUGGGAAUCGAUGUUGGAGUUCCUGCGAUACACAAGCCUGGAGUGCAGCCUCUAUAUUAGAGGCGUUAUUCGAUAUUUAUACGUUUGACACAACCAACUCGAAGGCCUAAUGAUCUGGGGUUGAUGGAGAUCAGAAAAAUACAAGAUGAUUACUUUAUUCUUCAA